Fragaria vesca subsp. vesca is the source of this 5417-nucleotide messenger RNA. RefSeq lists its product as uncharacterized. The transcript has 25 exons. Gene Ontology annotation, cellular component: nuclear pore. NCBI's taxonomy places the organism in Eukaryota, Viridiplantae, Streptophyta, Magnoliopsida, Rosales, Rosaceae. Gene Ontology annotation, molecular function: structural constituent of nuclear pore; protein binding. The record is from RefSeq and is a predicted model, not a curated record. Bases 1 to 4638 code for a protein of 1545 amino acids.
AUGGAGGUCCCAAUCCUCGGCAGCGAUUCACUGAAAUGGAUCGAGUUCCCUGUCCCUUCUGAUGCCGCCUCCGCCUCCGCCGAUACUUGCGCCCCUCUCACUCACGACUGCGCUUCUUCCAUCGCCAUCGGAGACCCUCCCACCUAUCUCAUAUGGAGAAUCCACAAGCAUCUCCCUCACGCUCUCGAACUACUCGAGCUCUGUGCCAACAAGGAGUUUCCAAAACUCGGUCUGCGAAUCACUUUUCCACAAGCGCUUUCUUCCUCGGUUUUCCUCUGCAAAAAUGAAAUUGAUAUCGGUUCCAGGAGCCAUCCCUAUCUGCUUUAUGCGCUCACCGUCGCCGGAGUCGCUUACCUUUUGAGGCUCGGAACCGUCUCCAAUUAUGCCUCCAGCUCUGUUAUCAGAGAGGUUAGCUUGCAUCCCCAUGGACCUAUAACGAGUGCGGCGGCGACGCCUACUGGAUGUCUUGUUGUAGGCCGCAACGACGGCUCGCUCGCUUGCUUUCAACUUACACUUGACUCCACUGCUCCUGGUUUUCUGCAAGAGCUUCGGGAUGAUCCAGGAAUCAGUAGCUUGUGGGGUUUCAUGGCAAGGGGUAGGAUAGUAGGGGCUGUGCAGGACUUGGCUAUAUCUAUGGUUCAUGGGAAACCACUUAUAUUUGUGAUUCAUACGGAUGGGGUGUUACGUGUAUGGGAUCUCUUAUUUCAUAGCAGGCUCUUUUCCCAUAAGUUGAACGGUCCGACAAUGGCAGGAGCUGCAUUAGUAAGAGUGUGGGUUGGUCAAGCUGAAAACAAUUCGAGCAUAAUUCCUUUGGCAAUCUUGUACAGUGAGAAUUUGGAAAUUAACUCAGACACCAUCUACGUAUAUAGCCUCCAUUGUAAUGUGGGAGACAGAAUUGUUUUAUUGAUGGAACCUUUAGAACAAAUUAUUCCUAUUGAGGAGGAUGGAUGGAUUGAUGUCAAACUUAUUUCCAACAAGAUAUGCAUAUUGAAAAAUAAUGGUCUGGUGCUUCAUGACUUGCUGCAUAAGAAUGUCAACACGGUUGAUGCCGUUUGUUAUGCUUUGCAAGAGGACUUUGUUGCAGAUCAACUCUUUCAAAGUUCUGAACAUUCUUCAGACAACCUUCUUUUGAUAACUCAUUCAGUAUUUUCAUCUUCAAAGGAUCAUAUUCUACCGGUUGUAUCUUCUAUUUUCUUACGUAGGCUGCUUCUUCCUGGCAUUCAUCAUAAUGCUGCUUUGCGCACAACUUUGUUGGAUUAUAAUAGGCACUGGACCGAGUCAGAUUUCCACUCCUUAACUGCUGAUGGGUUGAAAAAAGAAAUCCUUUCCCUGAUUGAAGAUGAGGGUCUGACUGGUAAUCCAUCGUCAAUAUUUUGCUGCUGGAAAAAUUUUUGUGCUUGCUAUUUCCAAAACUGGUGCAAGAGCAAUGCACCAUGUGGCUUGCUUGUUGAUUCCUCAACCGGCACUGUUGGUUUAAUUAGAAAGAGUUCAGUAUCUCUUUUUCGUUCUUUGGAGGAUAUUGAGCGGGUUAAUGAUGGCUCUUUGGAUGAGCUUGGCAAUUCUCCAAGCUUUGGGUUGGAUUCAUUUGGUGAGGCUCUUGAUUGUGAGAUACUUGCUGAAAUGCUGAGAUGUGUCAUUAACGUUAGCCAGCAAUUGGGAAAAACAGCUUCUGCUAUAUAUUAUGAAUCACUCAUUAGAACACCACCAGUUAUCUCACCUGAAGAAAUUGUUCCACGUCUAUUGAAGGUAUUAGAAACUGGAAUUAGUUCAACAGCAGCAAUGCUUCAUAUAUCGGAUCUUGGAACUGAUGUUGCCUGGGAGAAAAAUCUAGCAGAUCACAAAAAUUUGAGGAAAUUUUCUAUCGACAUGAUGUUGUCUCUUCAUGCUUUGCUCGAGAAAUUUGGCACAUGGAGCCGUAUUUUGAGUGUGAUUGAGAACUAUCUAAAGUAUCUCGUACCUCGGAAAAUUACACAAAACUAUGAUGCUGAAGUAGCAUUGGAUAUCAAUGCCUCCAUCUUGGUCCAGGCUACAUCUCAAGUUGCAAAGGUUAUGUUUGAGUCUGCACUGGAUAUUCAUCUGUUUCUAAGCUAUCUAGUGAGCAUAAGUGGGCAGAUCAAUAUGCUGCUUGAUGAUAUAUCCAAAAUACAACUCAUGUUGGUUCCCAUGAUUCAAGAAAUCAUUUAUGAGUGGCUUCUCUUACAUUUCUUUGCCACCACACCUUCUGAAUCAGCUUCAAUUGAAGAUUUCAGCUCUCAACUUUCAUUGUUACAAAUUGGUAGCAACACAGGCAGAAGAUCAUGGAAUGAGAAGCUUGGGAAGUGUGACUUCACUCUGGCUUUUAUAUUCUUACUCAAUGUUAGAAGUUCUGACAAAGACCAGAGCCCCUUUUCUCCAAGAAGCAUACCAAAUGUUCAGGACAUAAUUGAUUCAAUACGAGAAUUUGCUAGCUGGACCAUGUGGGGCCAGAAUGGGGAACCUCUUACUCCCCUGAGGCGUGCAGCGGAUCUUGCAUUGAUUCUGCUUAGGCACAAGCAGUAUGAUGCUGUUGAGCGCCUACUCACUAUUGUGGAGGCACAUUUACAAAAGGAGAAGACUUCUCACGGUAUUCAAGCUACAGAUGGCGAAUGGUGCAUACUUCAUCAUCUUUUAGGAUGCUGCUUCCUUGCUCAGGCACAUCGUGGAUUAAACGGGGUCCUGAAAGAGAAGAAAGUUCAUGAAGCUGUUCUUUGUUUCUUCAGAGCUGCAUCUGGAAAAGAAGCAGCUCAGGCUUUACAAAGCUUGCCUCAGGAAGUGGGGUUGCCACAUCUUGGUAUCGAUGGUAGCGUAUCAGAUGCUGCAUGGAGGCUGCAUUACUAUCAGUGGGCAAUGCAGAUAUUUGAGCAAUAUAGUAUUAGUGAUGGUGCAUGUCAGUUUGCCCUUGCUGCACUUGAGCAAGUUGAGGAGGCUGACAGUGCAAACAAUGAGUCUCACGGCAGAGCUCCACAUAAUGAAUCAGUAUCUACCAUUAAAGGAAGACUUUGGGCACAUGUUUGCAAGUUUACUUUAGAUCUGAAUCUGUUUUAUGAUGCAUAUUGUGCAAUAAUUUCAAAUCCAGAUGAGGAGAGCAAGUACAUCUGGUUGAGGCGUCUUAUAAUCGUUCUUUAUGAACGUCGUGCCAUAAAGAUUCUUUGUGGUGGUCAGCUACCGUUCAUUGGUCUUACAGAGAAGGUAGAACAAGAGCUUUCUUGGAAGGCAGAGCGGUCAGAUAUUUUAGCAAAGCCAAACUUAUAUAAGUUGCUUUAUGCAUUUGAAAUGCAUCAGCAUAACUGGCGAAAAGCAGCAAGCUACAUGUACCUUUAUUCUGCCCGUUUGAGAACUGAAACAUCUCUCAAAGGUUACAAGCAAUUGUGGCGAGCACUGAAAGAAAUCCAGAAUGGGCUCUCUGCUGCUAUCAACGCACUUUAUCUUGUUCUUCCUGCAUAUGCUUGGAUUGAUCCUUUGCUUGAGAGAAAUGCUCUUCACAACGAGCAGUAUCCGAGUAAAAAGGCUAGAAUAACAAUUGAAGACCAGUCAGCAAGCAAUGAUGUUGAUCCCCAAAGUUGGAAAUCUUAUAUAGAUAUUCAGAAAAUUGAGAAUGAGUAUGUGCUAACUUCAGCAGAAUAUCUGCUGUCAUUGGCACAUGUCAAAUGGACAAAUACAGGAACCCAGAAAGCACAAUUAGAGUUGGUUGAUCUCUUGAUCGAGACAAAUCUAUAUGAUAUGGCAUUUACAGUUCUCUUAAGAUUCUUCAAAGGUUCAGAAUUAAAGAGGGGAUUGGAAAGAGUUUUCUCUGCUAUGUCACUAAAAUGCUUUCCACAUAUAGUUGAUUCUUCAAGGGUUGGGGAUGAUCCCACAACACAGGGUCUUCUGUUGACUUCUUCAAAGGAUGAAGUGAUUGUUCAUGGUUCACCUGAAGUACAUUCAUCAAAUCAACAACCCAACGGAAUUAGUCAAUGGGGAACUCUCGAGCUUUAUCUUAUAUCUUUUUCCUUUAUCAAAUUAGUCAAAGAAAUAUUUUUUAAUGAAAUCGGGACAAUGUAUGGAUAUUCCACAUUACAGGCCACAAUGUGUUUUGUUCAUUCUUCAUGUUUUCAAUGUUCUCUCUCUUUGCCUAUAUGUAAUUUUCUUCGUAUUUUUAAAUUGUUUUACAUUCACAAUAUACAGGACCGAUAUAAAGUGUUCCAUGCCCGUCUACCAUUUGUUGUUGCCGAAACUCUUCUUCGUACAGAUUCUCAAAUCGAACUGCCCCUUUGGUUGGUUAAAUUAUUCAAGGAUGGCAGGAGGGAAAGGACAUUGGGGAUGACUGGCCAAGAAUCAAAUCCGGCGUUAUUGUUUCAACUUUAUGUUAAUUAUGGCCGAUAUAGAGAAGCUACGAAUCUGUUGCUUGAGUACAUAGGGUCUGUUGCAUCCAUGAGACGGGUCAACAUCAUGAAUCGUAAAAGACCAUUUGGAGUCUGGUUUCCAUAUACAACAAUUCAGCGCCUCUGGUGCCAACUUGAGGAAAUGAUAAAUUCAGGUCACAUGGUGGAUCAAUGUAAGCACCUCAAAGAUUUGCUACACGGAGCUUUGCUGAAACAUCUCCAACUGGUAAAGGUGGACUCGGAAGAUGCACUUAGUUGAGUUAUUUCAGAAAAUAAGAUGGAAACACUUUCAAUGCCAAUCUUGAAGAUUCGCAUCAUCUGCUGUAAAGAUAUGCAGCAGAUACAACCUGGCAAGACUAUAACAAGGCAGUAGUGGGUCUCCUCCUUACAAAUUACGAACUGCCUGACGCCUAGUACUCAUCAGAGUGAGUAACUGAAGGGAGCCUACCUCGCUACGGCUGAGAAGAACUGAUAACAGAUUGGCUUUUACUGUUUCAGCAAAUUGUUAGCUAUUGAAUUCUCACAAGAAAAUCGGAAAAGAUGGUGUUGAUAACCAAGAUGAGCUUUUUUUAUUAGACGGCAGGAAACCCACCUUUCUGAGUUUUUUGUUGGUGAUAGAAAACUCAGAUUGGUCACUAUGGAAAGUGAUUGACAUCUCCUAUCUGCGUGUAUUAACUACAGAUGGGGAAAAUAUAUAACAUCAUGAUAUUAUACUGGAGCUUGCUAUUUGCUAGAAGUUAAGCUUAUACUGGUAACAAGCACUUUCUAUGUAGAAUGAAAGUUGAUACAAAUCCGUUGAUCAAUCUACGAAGUACAAACCCGCAACCAGUGCUUGGUUUUCUUUUUAAAAGAUUUUGUUUGUUUUGUUUUAUUAUUAAUGUAUGAUGUCUAUUUUUCGGGGAGUUUUAGCCGCGAUCAGCGAAGGACCGAAAUGAAUGGUGACAAUUUCGUUAUCAAGGUUUGCUGUAGUUUCUGAUGUUGAAACGGUUUUGUUUAACGUGUAUUGAAUGGAAAUUAAUAUAAGGUAUAGAAUUAUGA